GUAGGCAAUUGCUUUAUUUGUCAAACUCGAGACAUUACAAAAGUAAUUUUGCCCGACGACGAUUUAUAAAAAUUGCAAAAUUUUAAAACCAUGGAGAAGAACGCAAAGGACAUAAUCCCGGAAAAUUUCGAUUUCGAGGAGGAGAUCUCUCGCCUGAUGAUCGAACACAACCAGAUUGCUAUAGUUGAUCGGGAUGAACCCAUUUCGGAGGAAAGCGAUUUGGAUGACGACUCCGAUAGCCGCUUAUUUUCUACUUAUGAAGAGGACAGCUUGUUAACAUAAUGGGGCAUUUCUCACAUUUGCACGUUGUUGCUUAUCAAUAACUCCCAAUAAAGUGCUGU
Messenger RNA from Drosophila mauritiana, 341 nucleotides. RefSeq lists its product as uncharacterized. NCBI's taxonomy places the organism in Eukaryota, Metazoa, Arthropoda, Insecta, Diptera, Drosophilidae. The record is from RefSeq and is a predicted model, not a curated record. The transcript is spliced from 2 exons. The coding region runs from base 91 to 282 and encodes 63 amino acids.